This is a messenger RNA of Scomber japonicus (chub mackerel), 4197 nucleotides long. RefSeq names its product nidogen 1a (gene nid1a). Gene Ontology annotation, biological process: cell-matrix adhesion. The transcript has 20 exons. Lineage: Eukaryota; Metazoa; Chordata; Actinopteri; Scombriformes; Scombridae. The coding region runs from base 129 to 3728 and encodes 1199 amino acids. The record is from RefSeq and is a predicted model, not a curated record. Gene Ontology annotation, molecular function: calcium ion binding.
GCAUUUCCCAACCCCGCCCCACGCCUCUCAAACUCUAUCUGAACUUUCUUUAGUAGAGCGUCACUCUCUCGGCACAACCUGGCUUGGACUAACCACAGGACUGCUCAACUGCCUGUGAAACACGAACAAUGGGUUGGCAGGAGCAAGGAUGGUUCGUCUGUGCGAGUUUUCUCGGAUUUGUGGCGUCGGUGCAGAGCAUAACGCGAGGGGAGCUUUUUCCUUUUGGUCCAAGCGCAAGAGACCAGCUACUGGAAUCAGGGACCGAUCAGACGCACCAACUUAACCUGGACAGACCAGUGUUGUUUUAUGAUGGCACUUUCGACAGCAUCUUUAUCAACACCAAUGGUUUUGUUGCCACAGCAGAGCCGACAAGCGAGUUGACAUAUCUUGGCAAAACGGCCCCAGACUUUGGCAUGAUUGCAGCUCUGCAAGGAGAUCUGGACACAAGUGAUGCUGUGGGGAAAGUUUUCUUCCGUCAAGACAGCAGUCCGCACACUCUGCGUCAGGCUGCAGAGCACAUCAAUAGGGCCUUUCCAGAAGACGAUGAAGUCAGUCCUACUCAUGCUGUGGUGAUCACCUGGGUAGAUAUCACCUCUAACGAACCUCAAAGCAGUGGAGAUGGCAUCGACAAGAGGAGAAACACCUUCCAGCUGGUUAUUGCAUCCCUGGAGACCGCCUCAUAUGCUAUCGUUCUGUAUACAAGGGAUGGGAUACAAUUUACCACCACGCCUAUAGAUGACAGUAGUGUGAUCAUGCGUGCAGGCUUCAGUAAGGGUUUGGUCCAGGGUUUCCUGUUUUCCAGUCCGGGACCGUACUAUCGCACUACCACUGACGACGAGGAAUCCGUCAGGGCUUUAGCAGAACAGACCAACUCUGGCCUCCGGGGAGUAUGGGUGUACGAGAUUGGAACUUCUCCCUAUUUUAGCAAUGUGGCUCCAGGAGAGGUCACUGACCUGCCCACUGAAGCCACAUUGCAGAGGACUUCUGAUGGCUAUGAAGAGGCCAUCAAUGCAAGGAGGACUGUGUACACUGAUGGACAGCAAGUGGAGUACCCACCUUACGAAAUAGAGCAGAUAGCAGUUCACCCAGUUCAGUACCAGCCACAUCACCCUAACAACCCAGAAGUAGUGGAGGUGGACGACACAGAUAUAAAUGUAGAUGUGUUCUCAUACAACCUUGGGACAUGUACGAACAACAGAAAUAAGUGCUCCCAGUUUGCUGACUGCAAGGACUACUCCAGUGGAUACUGCUGUCACUGCAGGCCUGGGUUCUAUGGCAAUGGCAUACAGUGUGUGGCAGAAGGAAAGCCUCAAAGGAUGAAUGGUAAAGUAUAUGGAAAAGUGUAUGUUGGCAACUCUCCUUCUCCGAUUGAGUUCAGCAGCAACGAUCUCCACUCAUACGUGGUGGUGAACGAUGGCCGCUCCUAUGUGGCCAUCAGUGACAUCCCUUACACCCUUGGCCCCUCACUGCAGCCUCUGUCAGCCCUCGGUGGUGUGAUUGGGUGGGCGUUUGCUCUGGAGCAGCCUGGAUUCAGGAAUGGCUUCAGUAUUAUUGGGGGAGAGUUCACACGCCAGGCAGAGGUGACCUUUCUGCCAGGGAAUGAGAAGCUGACCAUCAGGCAGGAGUUCAAAGGCAUCGAUGAGCACGACCACCUGGCAGUGAGCACCUCCCUGGAAGGCCGGGUCCCUGAGGUGACACGCGGCUCCACGGUGCAGAUCGACCCUUACUCUGAGAUCUACCAGUACAGCAACAACUUGAUCACCUCAUCUUCCAAUCGGGACUAUGUGGUGAGCUUUCCCGAUGGCACCACUGAGACCAGGACGUAUCAGUGGCGUCAGACCAUCACCUUCCAGAGUUGCCAACAUGGCGAGUCUUUAAGAGACAUGAAACCCACCCAGAUGCUCAGUGUGGAUCAGGUCUUUGUCAUGUACGAUGCUAAUAAUGAACUCAUCCGGUUCGCCAUGAGCAACAAGAUCGGAGACACCAAUGGAGGACAGCCAGCAGAGAACCCAUGUUUCACUGGAAGACACGGCUGUGACACCAACGCUAUUUGCAGAGCUGGAGAGGGGACCCAGUUCACCUGCGAGUGUGCGGCUGGCUUCAAUGGUGAUGGCCGCACCUGCUAUGACAUUGAUGAGUGCCGAGAGAAUCAUCAGAUCUGCGGCCCAUAUUCUAUCUGCAACAACCAGCCCGGGACCUUCCGCUGUGAAUGUGAGGAGGGAUAUCGGUUCGGCAAUGAUGGACAGACCUGCAUCGAGAUUAAUCGCCCUGUGGAUGCUUGUGAAGAAGGCACACACGAAUGUGAUAUACCUGAGCGAGCGCAGUGCAGUUACACUGGAGGUUCCUCCUAUAUCUGCACCUGCCUGCCAGGGUUCACAGGAGAUGGAAGAUCCUGCCAAGACUUAGAUGAGUGCCAGUCUGGCAGGUGCCACCAGGACGCCGUGUGUUAUAACACUCAGGGAUCCUUUACCUGCCAGUGCAGGCCAGGUUACUAUGGCGAUGGUUUCCACUGCUCUGCAGAGAGGACAAAAACGCAAUGUGAGAGCCACAGAGACAGUGUCCUAGGUGGUCCACGGGGCCCACGGCCUCCCGUCGGACAUUAUAUUCCUGUAUGUGAUGAGAACGGUGCCUAUGAAGCCAUGCAGUGCCAUGGCAGCACGGGAUACUGCUGGUGCGUGAACCGGAACGGACAGGAGAUCCCAGGGACUCGCUCUGGGCCUGGAAGCAGACCAAUGUGCAUAGACAAUGGUGGUGUGCCCCCACCUGUUGGACCCACCCCACGACCUGGUGUCCUCCCCCUGCCUCCAGGAACACACCUGUUGUACGCCCAGAGCGGCAGGAUAGAGCAUGUCCCAAUGGAUGGUUAUGAUAUGAAGAAAGAUGAUGCCAAGGCUAUCCUUCAUCUCCCUGAGAAGGUAAUCAUUGGAGUGGCCUAUGACUGUGUGGAGAAAAUGGUCUACUGGACAGAUAUCACAACACCAACUAUCAGCAAGGCCAGCAUCCAGGGGGGAGAGCCCACUGCAGUCAUUAGAUCAGAUUUGAAUAGCCCAGAGGGCCUUGCCAUCGACCACCUGGGACGAACCAUGUUCUGGACGGACUCUAUGAAGGAUUGCAUUGAGGUGGCUUCUCUGGACGGAUCUCAGCGACGCAUCAUUGUAGACACUGACCUCGUCAACCCUCGUGCUAUUAUUGCUGACCCCCCCAAUGGUCAUCUAUACUGGGCCGACUGGAACAGAGAUGCCCCGAAGAUCGAGACCUCUUACAUGGAUGGAUCCAACAGGAGGGUCCUAGUUAAGGACGAUCUCGGCCUGCCGAAUGGCUUGACUUACGACUCGCAGAGCUCUAUGCUUUGUUGGGCAGACGCAGGUACGCAUAAAAUGGAGUGUAUGCAUCCUGACCGGGGUGAUCGCAGACAGGUUAUGGAGGGAGUUCAAUAUCCUUUCGGAAUUGUGUCGUUCGGGAAGAACAUCUACUACACUGACUGGAAGAGGGAUGCCGUGAUUGCAGUGGACCGCUAUGCUGGCAGGGAGUCAGACGAGUUCCAGCCUCAGAAACGCACCAAGUUAUAUGGAAUCGCCAUAGCUUACGCCCAGUGUCCUUCAGGACAAAACUACUGUGCUGUGAACAACGGGGGCUGUACUCACCUCUGUUUAGCAACACCAAACGGUCGCUCCUGCAAAUGUCCCGACAACGCGGUGGGUUGCGUGGACAGAGACAGCGGGUACUGAACCGAGGCCGCCAUGCUCUGAGAGAUUACACUGUUUGGAUGUUUGAUCACAAAUUAGGAGCCACUCAGCAUUACUAAACUAUAGCUGCUGAAAAUUGCCACUGAAAACCAGAGGUGAACUUACUGUGCCUUUUAUUGCUCAGUGUUAUGCUUAUCUACAUUUCUACAUCUCCCAUUGCCUUUAUAUGACCACAAAUGCCUUCCAGAAUUGUAAAUAUAAACACUAUUAUGUUGACUGCAUAUCUGAGUGCACAUAAACUGAGAAUGAAGCUCAAGGGAUAAAUAAUUUAAUGUGAAAUUCAUUACAGCAAUGCAUGAUUUCGCCUCAUGCCAGUUGUGUUACACUGUGGCAUGUUUGGAUCAGGCUAUCUCAUGGAAGUAUUAUUGUGGAGUAGGAUUAAAGGAGUCUGUACAAACUGGUGGGAUGAGUUUACGUGCUGUGCAGCAAAUGAAUAAACAUUUUUCUAACA